CCGGCUAUACUCACCCGUCGCAUUUGCGUCUAAUUACGUGGAGCAGACGUUCUCGUCGGUUAUUUCCUGUUUGUGCCUGCGCCACAUGUUUCCGUGUGACAGCCGGCGUUGCGCGCCAUUUCGGCGGCCGCAGGUUUGGUGCGCCGCUGCUGCUCGCUCAGUCAGGGUGGCAUUUUGCGUCACCGCAGCUUCCUUGUCGUUUAGAUAGCCGCUGGAAUUCGCGUAAAUAUGGCGGUUGGCGAUAAGAGCAAAUUGCGGGCUCCGUCGACGAUAAGGUCGCUUACUUGCUGCCAGCAAUCGUCGGGGUAGCCGGCGAAACGAUUCACCCUGACGGCCUGCAUGCAUCCCGUGAGAUUCGCAUGACCAGCGAAACGCAGGGGCGCAAUCUUAUAACGGUUCCGAAUGCGAACCGUUCGCUUGCCCUCACGUGAUUGGUCAGAAUUGUGGUUGCGUCAGCGGCCGUCAGAGACAGCGGUGCGGUACCGCAAAUUCUCAACACGUCACGCAUCUGUCAGUCAUUUUCAAACCGAACCCGUCGUCGGCCAUGAGUGGAACCGGCGAAGAGGUAGUCCGCUUUGGGUUCAGUUGCUGUGGCUUGGCUGUUUGCUUGCGACCUUGGCCGCGUGCGCAGGCCGUGCCGCCUCGGAGACUGAGGUACGACCACAUACCUAAGGUACGACUACAUACCUAUGAAAACAUGGCGGUGCCCCUCAUUCUUUGCCUGGGGUUGUUCUCCCGGACCCGUCAACGACUGAAGGUGUAAACGCGUUUUCAGAGCUGACAGAUAAGUUUCGGCGUCAUUAUGGUCCGUCAAAGGGAACCGUCCGAUGGCCGUGAGACAUCAUGGAAUGAAGAACCAACUUUCAAAAUUUCCGCACAACUGAUGGUGAUGUGGCUAUUUCCUUUGAUUCGAGUGGUUACAAUUUUUUACGUGUGGAUUACCGCCUGGCGACGAACAGUUAAAGAAUUGGUAAUAUUAUAUUGCCUAGAGUACAAUAAAGGAAUAUGUCAAUGCGCGUCAAUCCGCAAUUCCUCGAUUAACUCGCCAUAUGAUGACGUACACUUCAGAGGCGGCACCCUCUCGUUUAUUGGUCGCGUCCUCCCCGGCUUCCACCUCCGGCUUGGGAGUAGCCUAUUUCGUGACGUAAGCGGCGAAGCGAACCGGUUCGCAUUCAGAACCGUUAUAAGAUUCCGCCCCUGGCCUCCUUGGAACAGUGGGCGACUUACGUUAUCUAGUCGCGGUCCCGCACUAGUCGCACAGCUGCCGAUGUCGCGUUCGUUUUUCGCGGACCGGCAGGUCAUCAAGGAGCUGUUCACGGACGGCGGUACGAAUGUGCGUACCGUCUUUGUGCGUACUUCCAGGUGGCUGAUAUUGUGUGCGCUUAGCUAUCACGAGAAGGCAGGCUCCCUUCAGUGGAGCCCUCAUAGCGCAGCGACCGAAGCGCGCACACUCACACACGCUCAUAUAGGGAGAAGGCCAGUGGGCCAGUUGUUUGAAUAUAUGAUGGCACAAUGGAGGCGUUGUGGUAAACGAAAACUUGUUUAUGCCAACAGUUUCGAGAGUGGAACUCUCUUCGGCCAUGACGAGAAGGAAGGAAUGAGAAUAACGAGAAGAAAGCGAACAAUUGGUAAGAGCAUCGCACGCAGGUGGGGUUCAUAUCCCACUUGCGGCCAGUUGCUUUUUCAUCCACUUUCAUUUCCCAUUUCUUUAAUUCAAUUUCCCCUAUGCUGUCCUCGGUGUCAUUGUUCGUUGGCUUAUGAUAUUGUCUCGUGGUUGUGGCCGUGACUGUGAUUGCAAAAUGCCGUCUGGCACGACCGCGUAGUCCAGUGCGCCAAUACGUCGGAUGAUCUUGUAGGGUCCGAAAUAGCGUCCCAAAAGUCCUCGUCGGCGUAUUGGGGUCCAAACACGGGCGCCAGGCUGGUACUCGACGUAGCGUCGUCGAAGCUUGUAGUGUCGACUGUCGGUGCUCUGCUGGUUCUUGAUGCGCAGGCGGGCGAUCUGUUGGGCUUCUUCGGCGCGCUGGAGAUGACGUGUGGCAGCAUGACGUCAACAGUCGUCGUAGGGUUCCUGCCGUUGUGGGGGUCUUCCCCAACCCGUAGCGCGUAUAAUCGCAGCUACUUAGGGUUCGGGCGAAUAAGGCAACAAGCGAAUCAACUCAACAACAUUUAUUGCUGUGGGCAAUAAAACACUCUUGCAGAGGGAAGUCCGCUCUGUAUAAUAAGUAAUAAAAUAGGCUUGCCUCAUCGCGUGUGGUAGUUGCGCAAACGAGGUCACUCACGGGUUGCAGCGGGUAAAUCCGUAUGGGCAGGUAGGUGUAGCGAGGUGAGAGAGGCCCGGGGGUCUCUCGGUCGCGCUCUUUUAUACCUUUUCGCGAGGGGAAUGUCCUCCUCGCCCGCCGGAUACUUUCCCUCUUCCCGCGCGGGCAUGCGCGUCGCGAGAGGCGAGCGAGAACCGGGAGAGGGCAAAGUGCAUCUCUCCCGUGUCCGCCCGGCUACCGCCGAGUGCGCUCCGUGCGCAAGCGACGGCGAGUGCCCGUGGUAGAAGGUGGCAGCGUGUGCUCCCCACACCGUAAACCAGCUUGAACGGCGUGAUCUGCGUUGUUUCUUGCACCGCUGUGCUGUAAGCGACGGUUACGUACGGCAUCCCGCGUCUUGUGCUCGUCACAUUGCAAGCAUGUGGGCGAGGGUCAUGGUCAGCCGCUCCGUAAGACCAAUCGUCUGCGGCUGUAUUGUACAAUGGCUUGGGUGAGCUCUGCAGUGAAGGCCGUUCCUUUGUCGGUGAUGAGGACUUCUGGGGCACCAUGUCGCAGCAGGAUGUUCUUGACGAAGAAUUUAGCAACUUCGGCCGCAUUACCUUUAAGCAGAGCUUUCGUUUCGGCGUUGCGGGUAAGGUAGUCGGUAGCCACGACGAUCCACUUAUUUCCAGAUGUUGACGUCGGAAUCCAUCCCGAUCUGCUGAAACGGUCGGCAAGGAGGCUCAGUCGGCUGGCCUUGUCGGUGGUGUCUUGCGUCGCUGACAGUCUUGGCAUGUCUUGACGUAAAGGGCGACGUCGGUGGUCAGGCGUGGCCAGUAAUACCUUUCCUGUAUCCCCGAUAGCGUCCGCGACAAUCCGAGGUACCCAGCGGUUGGAUCGUAAUGUAGGGCGUUCAGUACUUCUGGACGCACUGCUGAGAGACCAACAAGAAGGUAGUUGGCGCGGACUUGUGAGAAGUUCUUUACGAGAACGUCGUUUUACAGGGAAAAGGAAGACAAUCCUCGCCUAAAUGUCCCAGGGACAACGUCGGUGUUGUCUUCCAAAUACUCAACGAGGUUUUUUUUUAUUUCCGGGUCUGCUCGUUGUUGUUCAGCGAAGUCUUCCGCACUUAUUGUUCCUAGGAAGGCAUCGUCGUCCUCGUCGUCUUGCGGUGGCAGGUCAAUGGGGACGCGUAAUAGGCAGUCAGCAUUAAAGUGCUUCUCCGUAUUUGUAGGCGACGGUUAUGUCAAAUUCUUGGAUUCUGAGACUUCAUCGUGCGAGACGUCCUCAACGGUCCUUUAAAUUUUUCAGCCAACACAAGGCAUGGUGGUCGCUUACGACUUUAAAGGGCUCGCCAUGAAGGUAAGGGCGGAAUUUCGUGGUAGCCAAAUGAUGGCAAGGCAUUCCUUUUCCGUCGUAGCAUAAUUGGCUUCCGCUUUCGAUAGCUACCGGCUAUCGUAAGCAAUGACCCUUUCAAAUGCGCCUUUCCUUUGGACUAGGACGGCGGCGAGGCCUAGGCUACUUGCGUCGGUGUGGAUUUCGGUUUCGGCGCCUUCGUCGAAGUGGGCGAGCACUGGUGGUGACUGGAGGCGCGUUUUAAGCUAUUGGAAGGUUUCGGAUUGCGGCGCUUGCCACUUGAAAUCGACGUGUGAUUUCGUGAGAGGUUAAUUACUCGGAGAUGCGCGAAAAGUUAUUGACGAAGCGCCUCUAAUAGGCACACACGCCAAGGAAUCUGCACACUCCUUUCUUGUCGGUGGGCUGUGGGAAGUUAGCGAUGGAAGGUGUAUUCUGCGGCUCAGGGCGGACUCCAGAUUUGCUAAUAACGUGGCCCAAGAACAGAAGCUCGUCGUAAGCGAAGCGGCACUUCUCCGGCUUCAUAGUGAGCCCUGAUGACUUGAUGGCCUCUAGUACUGUCCCAAGCCACCUAAGGUGAUCGUCGAAAUUCCCGGCGAAGACGACGACGUCAUCUAAUUAGAUGACAUCGGUCUGCCACUUCAGCCCUGCUAACACCGUGUCCAUCACACGCUGGAACGUUGCAGGUGCCGAACACAGUCCGAAUGGCAUGACCUUGAACUCAUAGAGGCCGUCCUGCGUAAUGAAGGUGGCCUUUUCGCGACCCCUCUCGUCGACUUCUAUUUGCCAGUGGUCAGUCUUGAGAUCCAUCGAGGAGAAGUAUUUAGCGUUGCAGAGCCGAUCCGAUGCGUCGUCUAUCCGUGGGAGGGGGUAUACGUCCUUCUUCGUGAUCUUGUUGAGCCGACGAUAAUCGACGCAGAAACGUAGGGUUCCAUCCUUCUUCUUCACUAACACCACGGGGGACGCCCACGGACUCUUGGACGGCUGGAUGAUGUCGUCGCGUAGCAUUUCGUCGACUUGUUGCCUUAUGGCCUCGCGUUCGCGCGCCGAAACUCGGUACGGGCUCUGACGGAGUGGGCGGACACAUUCGUCGGUUAUAAUGCGGUGCUUGGCGACAGGGGUUUGUCGAACUUUUGACGACGACGAGAAGCAGUCCUUGUAUUGCAGGAGCAGAGCUUUUAGCUGUUGUUUCUUAUGAUUGGGAAGGUUCUGAUUGACGUCGAAAGUUGGUUCAGGUACUACAGUCGUCGUUGAAGGUGCACUGGAAUCCGUGAAGGCGAAAGCACUGCUGGCUUGUACUAUUUCGUCGAUGUAGGCGACCGUGGUGCCUUUGUUAAUGUGCUUAUAUUCGUGGCUGAAGUUCGUGAGCAUCACUCUUGCUUUCCCUUCGCGUAGUUCACCUAUGCCUCUAGCGACGCAAAUUUCACGGUCGAGCAGUAAGUGAUGAUCGCCCUCGAUGACGCCCUCCAUGUCUGCAGACACUUCGGUACCGACGG
Molecule: messenger RNA, 5083 nt
Organism: Dermacentor silvarum
Lineage: Eukaryota; Metazoa; Arthropoda; Arachnida; Ixodida; Ixodidae
Exons: 3
Coding region: 803-1786 (327 amino acids)
Source: RefSeq, a predicted model, not a curated record